Molecule: messenger RNA, 2565 nt
Organism: Gracilinanus agilis (Agile Gracile Mouse Opossum)
Lineage: Eukaryota; Metazoa; Chordata; Mammalia; Didelphimorphia; Didelphidae
Gene: MSH4
Product: mutS homolog 4
Exons: 19
Coding region: 163-2565 (800 amino acids)
Biological process (GO): mismatch repair; reciprocal meiotic recombination
Cellular component (GO): nucleus
Molecular function (GO): ATP-dependent DNA damage sensor activity; ATP binding; mismatched DNA binding
Source: RefSeq, a predicted model, not a curated record
UUUGGGGACAAGAGUUCUUUUGCAGAGAACGUCAGUGCAUUCAAUUUUACCUCUGUGGCGAGUUCGUCUUCAGCGAGAGAGAGCAGUUUUGCCCAACUAGUAAAGACCCCGUCGGCCUUUGGAAACCCUCUCAGAUCAGGCUGUGGAAGCAAGACGCCACAGAUGGCAUAUUCAGCGACGCCGUCGUCCGCAGUUUCUGGCCAGGCCGGGGCCUCUGCCAUCGUGGCGGUCGUGGAAGGGAGAGGCCUGGCCCGAGGAGAGAUCGGCAUGGCCAGCAUUGACGUGAGAAGUCCUCAGAUCGUGUUAUCGCAGUUCCCUGACAACACGACAUAUACCAAGGUGAUCACCAAACUCAAGAUUCUGGCACCCCUGGAGGUCCUAAUGGCCUCCACGGCCUGUGGGAAGGGGGCUUCCGGCAAGCUCUACAGCCUCAUCACUGACAACUUCAAGAACGUGACUCUCACCACCAUCCAGAGGAAAUACUUCAGUGAAAUCAAAGGGCUGGAGUCCAUUGAGCAGCUGUGCGCCCCAGAAUUCAGCACGGUCCUGAUGGAGGUGCAGGCCAAGUACUACUGUCUGGCUGCCGUGGCCGCCCUGCUGAAGUACUUGGAAUUCAUUCAAAAUUCCGUUUAUGCCCCCAAGUCCCUGAAGGUUCUUUUUCAAGGCAGCGAGAAGACGGUCAUGAUAGACUCGUCGUCGGCCCAGAACCUCGAGCUGUUGGUCAAUAAUCAGGACUGCAGGAGCCAGCACACUCUCUUCGGGGUUCUGAAUCACACCAAAACCCCGGGAGGGAGCCGAAGACUUCGCUCUAAUAUUCUCGAGCCUCUCACCGACGUGGGGACCAUCAACAUGAGACUGGAUUGCGUGGAGGAACUCCUCCACGAUGAGGAACUCUUUUUCGGUCUUCAGGCAGUCAUCUCAAGAUUUCUGGACACAGAACAGCUGCUUUCGGCUCUAGUCCAAAUUCCAAAGCAAGACACGGUUAAAGCAUCUGAGUCAAAGAUAACAAAUUUAAUUUACCUGAAGCACACUCUCGAGCUCGUGGAGCCUUUAAAGGCAUUGCUGGAGAAGUGUAAAACCCCCCUGUUCAAGGCUUACCACGGCUCCUUAGGAGACAGCAGGUUUGGAACUAUACUCGAAAAGAUUAGAACAGUUAUCAACGACGAUGCAAGAUAUCUGAAAGGCUGUCUGAACAUGAGGACCCAGAAAUGCUAUGCGGUGAAGCCCAACAUCAAUGAGUUUCUGGAUAUAGCUAGAAGAAUGUACACGGAAAUCGUGGAUGACAUAGCAGGAAUGAUAACGCAACUUGCAGAAAAAUACAGUUUGCCUUUAAAGACAAGUUUUAGCUCUGCUCGAGGAUUCUUCAUCCAGAUGAACAUGGAUUGUUCCUUAUUACCCAGCGGUCAACUUCCAUCUGAAUUUAUUAAGGUCACGAAGACGAAGAACACGUACAGCUUCACCUCAGCCGAUCUGAUCAAAAUGAAUGAAAGGUGCCAGGAGUCGCUGAGAGAGAUCUAUCACAUGACGUACAUGGUCGUGUGCCAGCUGCUCAGCGAGAUUUACGAGCACAUCCAUUGCCUGUACAAGCUCUCCGACAUCGUGUCCAUGGUCGACAUGCUCCUGGCCUUCGCUCACGCGUGCACGCUCUCCGAUUACGUUCGGCCCGAAUUCACGGACACCCUCGCCGUCAAGCAGGGCUGGCACCCCAUCCUGGAGAAGAUCUCGGCGGAGAGGCCGGUGGCCAACAACACUUACAUCGCGGAGGGGAGCAACUUCGUCCUCGUGACGGGACCCAACAUGAGCGGGAAGUCGACCUACUUGAAGCAGAUCGCUCUUUGUCAGAUCAUGGCCCAGAUCGGCUCCUUCGUCCCAGCCCAGUAUUCUUCGGUCCGAAUCACGGAGCAGAUUUUCACGCGGAUCAGCACGGAUGACGAGAUGGAGAGCAACGCGUCGACCUUCAUGAAGGAGAUGAAGGAGAUGGCCUACAUCCUGCACAACGCCAACGACAAGUCGCUCAUCCUGAUCGACGAGCUGGGCCGAGGGACCGACCCCGAGGAAGCCGUCGGCCUCUGCUUUGCCGUCUGCGAGCACCUGCUCAGCCUGAAGGCAUUUACGCUGUUCGCCACUCAUUUCCUGGAACUGUGCCAAAUGGACGCCUUCUUUCCCAAUGUGGAGAACCUCCAUUUUGAAGUGAAGCACGUGAGCAGCUCUGCGAGGAGCCGGGAGGCCAUCACGUACACCUACAGGCUUUCCAAGGGACACACGGAGGAAAAGAAUUAUGGCAUCCAGGCCGCAGAAGCGUCGUCCCUCCCGCAGUCCAUCAUUGCGGAGGCCCGAGCGAUCCGUGCACAGGUCAUCCGGCAGAUGCUGCAAGGCCAGAGCAGCUCCCCCGAGACUACCAGACGCAGGGCCGUGUACCGCCUGGCCACCAGGCUCCUUCAGACAGCCCGGAACUCUCAGCUGGACGCCGAGAGCCUCCGGCUCUACCUGAGAGGCCUCAAGAUCAGCUUUGAAGCCGACGUGUCUGGGGCCGGACAGGGAGUGGACGAAGCCCAGGAUGGGUGA